Suillus paluster is the source of this 1485-nucleotide messenger RNA. Its product is annotated as major facilitator superfamily domain-containing protein. NCBI's taxonomy places the organism in Eukaryota, Fungi, Basidiomycota, Agaricomycetes, Boletales, Suillaceae. The record is from RefSeq and is a predicted model, not a curated record. The transcript is spliced from 10 exons. Gene Ontology annotation, molecular function: transmembrane transporter activity. Gene Ontology annotation, biological process: transmembrane transport. Bases 1 to 1485 code for a protein of 494 amino acids.
AUGGCCCGGACCGGGUCAGCUAUAAAGGGAGUGCUUCGUCCAUCUCCUCAUAUCAAGGCGUUCUCCCAACUCGCCAUGAUGGAUACUGCCAAUUCUCCACGUACAGAAAGCGAGACCACGCCUCUGAUCCCUGCUGGAGUCUCGAAAAGGCCUAAAACGCCUCUUCCAAAAUUUCAGAUAGGCAUACUCAUGAUGCUACAUGUUACAGAACCUAUCGCUUCGAUGUCCAUAUUCCCGUACAUCAAUCAGCUCAUCAGAGAACUUGGUAUCACUGGAGGUGACGAGGCGGCUGUAGGAUAUUAUGCUGGAAUAAUCGAAUCUCUAUUUUUCGUCAUGCAGGCACUGACGGUACUGAAGUGGAGUCGGUUGUCCGAUCGCAUUGGACGCAAACCAGUGUUAUCUAUCGGGCUAUUUGGAACUUGCAUUUCGAUGCUAUGUUUCGGACUCUCCACGACCUUCUGGAGUCUUGUCGUUAGCCGCUGCAUGUGCGGUGCACUGAAUGGCAAUAUUGGAGUCCUGAAAACUACAAUUGCUGAAUUGACGGACUCUACAAAUAUUGCUCAGGGAUUUGCUUUGAUUCACGUCUUCUGGAAGAUUGGAACAUUUGUUGGCCCUUUAAUAGGCGGAAUGCUCGCGCGUCCACAAGAUAACUGGCCCAGAUUAUUCGCCCAUUCAUUUUGGAGCAAAUACCCAUACUUUCUGCCGUGUGCAGUGGCUGCUUGUCUCGUUGUCCUAGCCUAUCUCAUGCUGUUAUUUUUCUUCGAAGAGACGUUAUCAACGAAGCGUCGACCAAAGUUGACAUCAACUACCUCCAGCAUUAUAAGCAGAGCCAACGUUGACGAUCGAGAAGUACUUGCGCAAGAGUCCAUGGCAGAUAUGCCCAUGCGAUCUCUGCUCACGCCUACUAUUGUCAUUCCAAUUGCAAAUUACUCCAUGCUCUCUUUGCUUGACCUGUCGCUCAGAACUGUGAUGCCGCUAUUCUUUUCAACGCCUAUGUAUCUCGGCGGUCUGGGUUUGACUCCCUCUUCCAUUGGCUCAUGGAUGGCAUUGUUUGGGCUCGUGGAAGGUGUCUUCCAAGUUCUGUUCUUCGCCAAAAUUAUCGAUUGGCUUGGUCCAAAGCGUCUCUUUCUGCGUGUCGGUGUCGUGCUUCGCACCAAUCAUGCUUGUGUUUCCGAUCAUGUCGUGGCUUUUUUGACAAUCAUAUGGGGUAUGGGAUUUGCUUUAUUACAGGGACUAUCUUCGUGUUCAUCGCAGGCCUCUGCUCCUGCAAAGAAUGUCCUUGGCGCUAUCAACGGUCUUGGCCAAACCUCAUCAUCAGUGGCUCGUGCCGUUGGGCCCGCGUUAGCGACUUCGCUCUUUGCAUUUUCGAAGGAACGCAAUCUUCUCAACGGAAACGCCGUCUUUGUCGUGUUGAUCAUGCUGGCUGGUGUAUUGAGGUGGCUGGCGUCGCAGUUGCCAGAUGAAUUAAAAGAUAGGGAUGAGUAA